AUGUCGGGGCGCGGCUGGGAUUUCGGUGCCGGAGGAGACAGCCAGCAGGAGUUUACCCAGACUCAGGAAGAGAGUGGUCUAGAUUUGGACGAGUACACUCAGGUGGAGCCCGUGGUGGACGCUGGCGCCGAAGAUGGCGAGGAUUCGAAUCGCGCAGCAGAGCCGGUUCCUUGGGGUCGGCUGAUGAGGCUGUCGGGGGGCCCCGCGAUAUCGUUGAUGCCGCGACCGGAGCAAACACAGGGUCGCGCGCUGAACGAAGUCACGCUGGGAAGGGGCAAGAUGUGCGAGGUCCAGGUAGCGGACCGGAGAAUAAGCAGCAAGCACUGCCGGAUCUACUGCGAGCACCUGUCGGGUCAUCUGGGAGGAACGGAGGUGUACGUGGAGGACAUGAGCGCAAACGGGACCUGGAUCAACCAACGCAUGAAGCUCGUGCGGGGACAGCGGCGGUUGCUUCAUAGCGGCGACGAGAUCUCACUGCUCAACCCCUUCAAGAAGAAGGCCGCCGCCGCUGCCGCCGCCGCCGGCGUGGCGAACGGCGAAGAUAAGGGUGAGGCGGAGAAGGGGGGUGGGGAAUCGGGUCGCGAGGAAGACGAUCCGGAGCUGCUGGAGGCAUCGACCUUCACCUUCGUCAACCUCAACAGAAAUAGGGGCGCGUCCCAUGGGCGUGCCGGGAGCCUGACCGUCGCCGAGACGCUGCGGGCCGGCACUGUCCCGGGGGUGAGCUCUCCGGUGCUGCGGAGUAGCGCGAGUGGCGUGGCGGGAAUGUUCGGAGGGGCUCGCAAGGUGGAGGACUUCUACGACGUCCGAGAGAUGAUCGGGCACGGGACCAGCGGGGAGGUGCGGCGGGCGAUCAACCGGACGACGGGGAAGGAGGUUGCGGUUAAGGUCAUCGAGACUCGCAAGUUCGCACUGACGCCGGGGCUGACGCCCAAGGAGCUGGUGCAGGAGGCCGAGAUGCUCAAGCGCGUGGACCACGAGUACAUCAUCAAGCUCGAGGACAUCUUUCAGACGGAUCAAGCAGUGUACCUGGUGAUGGAUCUCGUCAGCGGGGGCGAUCUGUUCGACCGCAUCGUGGAGAAGGGCGUCUACGCCGAAGACCUCGCGCAGGAGCUCCUGUUCCGAGUUCUCACCGCCGUCGAAUACCUCCACUCUCAGGACAUCGUGCACAGGGACCUGAAGCCCGAGAACAUCCUCCUCGUUGGCCGCGACAACGACGUGGACGUGAAGAUCACCGACUUCGGCCUGGCGAAGCGCGCGAACAAGGAGGGGCUCAAGACAUUCUGCGGAACCCCCCAGUACUUCGCGCCCGAGGUGCUGAAGCGGCGGAACACGGUGCUGGGUGUGGGGCGCUACGGGAAGGAGGCGGACAUGUGGAGCGUAGGCGUGAUCUUGUACAUCCUGCUCAGCGGGACGCACCCGUUCCACACGACCACGCUCUUCGACCAGAUCACCCACGCGCACUACAGCAUGACCGGCGAGGAGUGGGAGCACAUCAGCACCACCGGCAAAGACCUGGGCGACGACGCGGUGGGCGUGGGAGGCCACGCAGGAAGAGCGGCAGUAGCCGAGGCGGCGGCGGUGGGGCGGAGCUCUAGCCAGGACACGGACGUGUCGUCCACCAGCGGUGCGGAGGACGCGUCUCCGGCGUCCAAGGAGAGCUUCUCCCCGACGGAGGGCGGGGGUGCGUCGGCGAAGCCGGUUCCUUCGUCGUCGUCGUCGUCGUCGUCCGCGACGGCGAGGUCUCCCAAGGACAGCAGGUCUGCCUCCAAAGACGCGGCACAACCGCCCCCGAGGGGCUCGGCGCCAGAGUUACCGCCACCCCAGCCGAGGGAGCCGGUGAAGGCUGCCGGUGGCGGCGGCGGCGGCGGCAGCGGGCAGGGGAGAGGCCGCAAGCGUGCCAAGAGAGACGGCGGCGCCGGCGACAAGCAGAAGCCCCCGGCUAGGUUUUCUCAGCUCCAAUGCGUCCGAGUGGUGAGCGGUGGGGAUCAAGGGCCAGGGGCCGGUUGUUCUUCCAGCCAGGACGCAGCAGCGGCGGAGGACUGCAACGGGGUUCGCCCGAGUUCCACCCCGACGGGGGCGGGGUCUGCCGCUUCCAGCAAUGGAAAGGGAGGGGCGGGUCGGGCGGCGGGCGGGAAGGCGGCACCACGAGCCCAAGGGAGUAAGGCACGUCUGAACGGGCGAGUUGCCGGGGCAGAUAGCCCUGCCGCCGGAACGACGGGGAAGCGGAAGGCGGCAGCAGCGGCGGCGGCGGCGGCGGUGGGCGGCGGAGCCCAGCGUCCGGCGGAGGGGAGGGUGUCCACGCGGCAUUCCCCGCGUCGUGCUGGUCGCGGCGGCGGCGGCGGCGGCGGCGGCGGUGGUGCGGUGAGCGCCGCCGUCGAGAGUGUCGCCGCGCCCGGUAGCCUCCCGGCUGACGACGAGAUCAUGGAGUACAGCAGCGAUGACUCGCCCGCCAAGGGGAAGCGCGCGAGGGUGUGCCGGGCACGGCAGCAACAAGAGGCGGUUGCUGCCGCCGCCGCUGCUGCUGCCCCCGCGGCGAGAUCAAAGCGAGCAACCGGAGCGCAGGCGGGGCGGAAAAGAGCCGCCGUAACAGCAGCGACGCCGGCAUCGUCGGUGGCGCCGGAGGUGGCUCAGAAACCAGCGGGGAGACCGAACGCAAGAGCGCCACCUCCUGCCCCGAAACAGCAACAGCAGCAGCAGCAACGGGACACAAAAGGUGGCAAGCAGAUGCACCUAAACUUCGGCGGCAGCGGGAAGCUGAACCUCUCCAAGCAGGGUCCUCCUCCUUUGGCGGCGCGAGCAAGCGCCGCAGGCGGCGCUUCUUCUAACGGUAGUGGUAGCGCCACCGACGCCGGGGAGCGGGGACGACCGAGCGGCGACCAGGCGGCCCAGGAGGCGGCCGGAGGAGCGGCUGCAAAGGUGGAAGAGUCGGUCGGGGGAGGGGGGCCCGCGGGCGGCAGCAGUGGCAGUGCUUCCAGCAACGCGGUUAGCGCAGAUGGCGGCAAGGCCGGGCAUGGUGGUGGUAGUGAUGAUGGCGGCAAGAAGCAGACGAAGGGAGGGAGCAAGCCUCAGCGCACGAUGACGCACUUGUGGAAGCGAGCGGGCGCCGGACAGGCGUGA
Molecule: messenger RNA, 3117 nt
Organism: Ectocarpus siliculosus
Lineage: Eukaryota; Phaeophyceae; Ectocarpales; Ectocarpaceae
Source: the annotation of a GenBank genome assembly